AUGGCGGAGGCUUCAACUAUACUUGACACCAAACUGUCUGAUGAAGACAAACUUGGAAAAGAACUUUGUGAUUUGACAAAAGAGAAAAGUCGUGAUUAUGAAAAGGAAGGAGUAAAAAUGAUUCAAUUGGGUGAUCUUUACAAGGGAAGAUGUUCUAAUGACUCCAAGCAGAGAGAACAUUAUGUUAAUGCUGUGGCACUGUAUAAUGGAGCUAUAGCAUGCUUCAAGGCUGUGAAAGAAAAUGUUCAAAAUGUUGAACAAUACCAACAGCAGAUUCCAAUGCUAUGUGAUGAAGUUGAGAUGAUGUAUCUAGAGAAUAUACUUGGCAAGCUACCAACUGCCCAGGAUGCAUCUGCUGGUAUUGAGAAAGAUAUGUCACAAACAAAGGUCCAGGGAAAUCCCAAUGAAGCAUUGAAUUCCUGCAGAUUCAGUCUUAAGGUAAAGAUGAAGGACAUGGUAGAUUUAAUGAUGAACUGGCCAAAGGCAGACAAUGGACCAAAUCCAGAGUAUGAGGAAUGCCUCAACCAAAUGAUAAGAUCUAUAUGUGGGGACAACACGAGCUUUAUCAAAGACUUUUGUGCUGAGUUAAUGAGCCAAUGUAUAUCUGUAUGUGGACCUCCACCCUGUAAAUUCACUAUGGUAGGACUGGGGUCUCUUGCAAGAGGUGAAAGCACUCCCUACUCUGAUCUAGAGUAUCUGUUCUUAACAGAGAGUGAUAGGCAUGAUGAAUAUUUCCUCAACCUUCACUUCUACUUUCAACUGAAAGUUCUUAACUUGGGAGAGACCCCUCUGCCUGCUGUGGGAAUUAAGAGUUUAAACAACUUCUACGAGCAGAAGGAAUCUAACAAUUUCUAUGAUGACACUACCCCCAGUGGGUUUAAGUUGGAUGGAAAUAUGCCCUGGGCAGCUAAAACACCACCUGGUCGGAAAGGGACACUUCAGAGGAAAGAUCCAAUUAAAUUAAUUGGAACACCAAAAUACAUGGCUGAGCUAAGUACAACAGAAGCUGAUGAGAAAAAUGGCUACCACCUAGCAACUAUUGUUUCUACAGCAACCAACAUAAUGGGGGAAGAGGAAUUAUUCCAGAAAUUCAGAAAUGAACUAUCUAGGGUGAGAGAACAAGAUUCUGACAAGAUGUUUAAAGCAUGGAUUGAAUGUAUGGAGAAAGAUUGUGAUAAAUACAAAUUUGGAGAGAAAAUAGACAAUUUUUAUGAAACUGGAAAUGUUAAUGUCAAACAAGAUUACUACAGAUUUCCUUCAAUCCUGAUCAAUAAUCUUAAAGAUCUGUUUCAGAUUGAUAAAACAUCUCCAUGGGAUAUCAUUGAUGAUUUAGAAAAAUUCAUUGGCAAGGAAAAUUGUUCCCACUUGUUGCUGAUGAUCAAUAUUGUUAUUGGUGUCAGGCUAUUCACAUACUGUGUGAAGAACCAGCAGCAUGAUGCCAUUAAAACAUUCACACAUUUUACAUCUAGUGAAUAUACACAUGAUUUACUGACAGGUUCAACAGCUUCCUCUAGGAAUGUCAUGCCUAUUCCAUUCACCAACUUACUACAGCAUUACUUCCUCAGGUACAUUAGCUGUUCCUUAUCUGUCCCUGCAAGACUAAAAGAUGCAACCAGCAUGAAUCCUAGUGAUGUUAAACAACUGAUGCAAGAAUGUUCAAUGUACUGUGAAUGUAAGUUCUGCAUCCUGGUGGCAAAGUACUCAACAAGCUUCCAGGCUGAUGAUGUCAUUGAUGAGGAAGAUGUAGUGCUGAGAUCUGUAGAGGAAUCAUGGCACCAACAGAUUGUAGUUAUGAACAGAGAGGACUCAUUUGAUUUUGUCUAUUUGUUUAAGACCAUAUCUUCUUAUUCUAGGCUGAAGUCUCUCCAGUAUGAGCUCCAGUCAAACCAACAUCUCACCAGCAAUGAAAAAGCAGAGCAUUUAAAUGAAAUAGCUGAUGUUCAUAUGAAGCUGGAAGACUACCCAGCAGCACUAAGAUCCAUAGAGGAAGCUGUAAAGGUGUCUCCACCCAGGGAAAAAGCAAAGUUUUUAAAUUACAAGGCUAAAUGUCACAGGGAUCUGGGAGACUACCCAGCAGCACUAAGAUCCAUAGAGGAAGCUUUAAAUGUGUCUCAACCAAGUGAAACAGCAAAGUAUUUAAAGAACAAAGCUGACAUUCACAUGAAAUUGGAAGACUACCCAGCAGCACUAAGAUCCAUAGAGGAAGCUUUAAAUGUGUCUCCACCCAGUGAAAAAGCAAAGUAUCUAAAUUACAAAGCUGAAUGUCAUAUGAAGCUGAAAGACUACUCAGCAGCACUUAGAUCUAUAGAUGAAGCUUUAAAGGUGUCUCCAACCAUUGAGCUCCUGAAGCACAUGAUGAUGAAGGCUGAGAUUCUACACACAAUGCAGGACUACACACAACUCAAGGAGUGCUGUGAGCUCUAUAUGGAACUUCAAUCUCAGUGUGAACCCAGUUCAGAUAUAAUCAAUGACACACUUCAGAUAUAUGAAUACUACACAGAUGAUCUCAUAAAAGAUGAAGAAUAUAAAGCUGCACUGAGCUACCUGGAAAAGGCCAAGUCUCUGUGUGAGGAAGAGGAGGAGAUUCAUUGGAGAUAUAAAAACUUCCUCUUAAAAAUGAUCACUUGCUACACAGCACUGGGGAAACAGGAAGAUGUUGAAUACACCAUGGAACUCUUGGAAACAAUAUGAUUAAGUGAAC
Molecule: messenger RNA, 2701 nt
Organism: Owenia fusiformis
Lineage: Eukaryota; Metazoa; Annelida; Polychaeta; Sabellida; Oweniidae
Source: the annotation of a GenBank genome assembly